CAAACUAGCAACAGUUGGAGGGAGCAACAGAGGGACGCUGCGCUGGAGACAUGUGGAGAAAAGUACUGUUAUAAAGUCUUACUGGGCAGUUUGCGUCCGAGCACUGGUCGACCCAGUUAAACCAGAGCUGAGACCGGAGGGACAGCUGUGAUCACAAGAUGAAUUUCUCGGAGGUCUUCAAGCAAACCAACCAACUUUGUAAAGUUUCCCCAGAUGGGAAAUAUUUGGCUACCUGUGUGCAGUACAGACUGGUGGUGCGAGAUGUGAGCACCCUGCAGAUCCUGCAGCUCUACACCUGCCUGGACCAGAUAUCCCACAUGGACUGGUCUUCGGACUCUCUCUUUAUUCUCUGUGCCAUGUACAAGAGAGGACUGGUACAGGUAUGGUCUCUUGAACAGCCGGACUGGCACUGCAAGAUUGAUGAGGGCUCAAUAGGUUUAGUCUCCUCGCGCUGGAGUCCUGACGGACGUCACAUUCUCAACACCACUGAGUUCCAUCUGAGAGUCACCGUCUGGUCCCUGUGCACUAAAGCUGUGUCUUACAUCAAGUAUCCCAAAGCAUGUCAGAAGGGUAUAGAUUUUAGUAAAGAUGGCUUCUAUUUGGCCCUGGCUGAACGCCGUGACUGCAAAGACUAUGUCAGUGUUUUUGUGUGUGAUGACUGGCAUUUACUCAGGCAUUUUGAGACUGAGACGCAGGACCUCGCAGGGUUGGAGUGGUCUCCCAAUGGCUGUGUGCUGGCAGUUUGGGACAGCUGUCUGGAGUACAAAGUGCUGCUGUAUUCUCUGGAUGGCCGAUUGCUGUCUCAGUAUAGCGCCUAUGAGUGGUCGUUGGGCAUCAAGUCAGUGACCUGGAGCCCCAGCAGCCAGUUCCUGGCCAUUGGCAGCUAUGAUGAAAAAGUGCGUAUCCUCAAUCACAUCACAUGGAAGAAGAUCACACAGUUUGACCACCCUGUAACCAUCAACAGUACUAAAGCUGUUGUGUAUAAGGAAGUGCAGAAAACGCCAGCUGCUGGAAGUGAUGACCUGUCGAUACACAACAUCACAAUUGGCAACACCCUAUUUAACACCCAGAGCAAAUAUGAGAUCUGUCCACUGCCAGUCCAAAUUCCUGUGGUCAAACCAGACCCAGACCGAGCCAACCCCAAGAUUGGAGUCUCUUCCUUGGCAUUCAGCUCAGACAGUCGAUAUCUAGCUACCAAAAAUGAUAAUAUGGCAAGCGUUGUCUGGGUGUGGGACAUGCAGAGGAUGAGCCUGGAGGCCGUGUUGGAGCAGACAUCAGCCGUGCGCUGCUUCCAGUGGGACCCUCGACGCCCCCGACUGGCACUGUGUACAGCCAACACCAAACUCUAUCUCUGGUCACCAUCAGGCUGUGUUUCUGUCCAAGUCCCCACUGAAGGUGGUUUCCAGGUCCAUUCCCUGAGCUGGCACUGCAGUGGAGACUCUCUGAUCCUAAUAGGAAAGGAGCAGCUGUGUUUGUGCUUCAUGGACACUGACGAGGAAGACAAGUAAAACAGAGGGAUAAAGAAUGACUGACUGAAUCGCAGUUCAGACUUAUGUUGCCACAAGCACUUGUCCGGGGAUGUGUUAUGGGGAUGACCAAAAGACUGGUAAAAACACUCCUCCUCUAAAUCCUACUUUCCCUAUUUUGAACUGUACCAGCUCAACAAGCUUUUAAGGCUCUCGGUGCAGGUUACUGAGAUGUUCCUUUUCUUGUUGAGUUGAAGAUAUUUUGGAUACUUUUUUUAAAUAGAUACAUUUGUACUGAAGCACUAGUUCCAGCCACUGUGAGAAGAUAUAUGUUUAUAAUGUUAAAUAGCUUUCUCUAUACUUUUAGUUUGACCUAUUUUGGAUGAAAGUCUUAACUAUUUUCAAUAAAUUUGUCAUAAGCAAUAAACCUUAAAGUGAGAUAAUAAAAUGUUGUGCAUCAUAACCUGUCUGUGUUCUGUGCCACAUAAUAGUGCACAUCACGCAGAUGUAAAAACAAUAGACUUCAAACUGAUAACACCUCACAAGACAGUUUACAACACACACAGUCCCCAAUGCUUUUUUUUUUAUGACAUUUUGGUAUGUUUUAUCUGCUGGGAGGAUCAGAGACAUGAGACAGGUUUUUCAAUGCGUCAUUUUAAAUUAGUUCUUUAUGACAUGAGUUACAUAAUCUUUAAUCCGCAAAUAUGGCAUCAUUACUGGUAUAAUGUAAUUGUUGUUACCCGCGACAACCAAACUGAAAGGCCAGCAAGAACUCCACAUAUUUAUGACAAUAAGUUAAUCCCUCUCAAAAUCCCUGAACAAAUUUCUUCAGAACUUGCUAUUAAAUACUAACCGCUCAUGUGUUAACGUUAACAUAACUUCACAUAAAUAAAAUCUUAUGAGUAUAUACACAUUUCAUUUUGGAUUUACUUUAAAAAAAAAACAUCUAUCAUGCAAACUCAACGUGCAAGAAACAUGCACAAGUUAAGACCAGUGAAAGGCAUUUCGGGACACAAUAGAUCAUUGUUGGGCAUGAAAAUAUGGUUUGUUACCUUUGGUAGCACAAAGAUGUACAAUAGGGUGCAGCUUAAGAAACGAAUCACCUAAAUUCUAUUAACAAGAAUCACAGCGUGUAUUAAAGUAACUGAUGCAAA
Molecule: messenger RNA, 2620 nt
Organism: Platichthys flesus (European flounder)
Lineage: Eukaryota; Metazoa; Chordata; Actinopteri; Pleuronectiformes; Pleuronectidae
Gene: wrap73
Product: WD repeat containing, antisense to TP73
Exons: 13
Coding region: 159-1508 (449 amino acids)
Biological process (GO): protein localization to mitotic spindle pole body; mitotic sister chromatid segregation; microtubule anchoring at mitotic spindle pole body
Cellular component (GO): MWP complex; mitotic spindle; microtubule organizing center
Molecular function (GO): protein binding
Source: RefSeq, a predicted model, not a curated record